CCCAGGUACUUACCUAGGUACGUAGCAUCCGGAUGAAACACUACCCCGCCCCCGCAUCAAAACAUCAGAAGGCAUAGCCGCCGAUUCACGACGCCAUUGUACAACCCUCUUUCAUACAAGACCAAUAGUUCCUCCUAUAUACCAAAAAAGUAAAUACACACACUAUAUUACAACGAUCCAGACAUACCCUUUAACACCGCCAACAAUGUCUACCAAUCCAACAGAACACUCCGUCUCCUAUGCGCCCGACAAACACAUCUCCUACCUCGACUCGGGCCCCCGGGACGGCCCCUUAAUCAUCUUUUCCCACGGCUGGCCGGGCUGCGCCGAAGUAUGGUCGAUGCAAGCCAGCCACUUCAACCGUCUCGGUUUGCGUACCAUCAGCGUCGACCAGCCAGGCUACGGCAACUCGAGCACUGGCGGCGCCCUUUCAGACUACCGCCUCGAAACCCUCGUAUCAGCGCUGCACGCCGUCUAUAAGGCCUCAGGCGCCGUGGCACCCGCACUGUGGAUCGGCCACGACUGGGGCGCGACCAUCGUGUGGAGCGUCGCGGCGCAUCACCCGGACAUCUGCGCCGGCGUCGCGUGUGUCGCCGUCCCGUACAUGACGCUGGAGCUUGGGCUGCAGGGCUUGCGCGAGACGAUUAAUCGUGACCUGUACCCCGCGGAUGAGCAUCCCAAUGGCCCGUGGGACUACCAGGCGUACUACGAGACCAACUUCGAGGACGCGACGCGGGGUUACGAGGCUGAUGUCGCGGCGUUUACGAAGGCCGUGCAUGUCAAGGGUAAUCCGGAGGCUUUGGGGAAACCAGCGCCCACGGCGGGAGUUUCGAAGGAAGGGGGUCGGUUUGGCCCGGGGGCAAUCCUGCCGGCUGAGGAUGCGAUUCCGAUGAAAAUGACUGUGUUUGAUGGGAAGGAGUGGAUAUGGGAUUUGUUGAGGGCUAAGAUGCUGAAGACAGGCUAUCGGUGGGGAAAUGCGUAUUAUAUGAAUCAUGGCGUGAAUCGGGCGUAUACGCUGGAGAAGAGCGUUAAUGGUGGCGUAUUGGAGAUGCCGACGUUGUUUAUCAACGCCAAGUGGGAUUCGGUGUGUAGUUCUGAUGCGAGCCCGAAGUUACCGGUCAAGAUGAGGGAGUUCUGUAAGGGUUUGACGGAGGUUGAUGUUGAUGCGGGGCAUCAUGCGCAGUUGGAAAGAUAUGAGGACGUGAACAGGGCGAUUGAGGGAUGGCUUAGGGGCAAGCUGUCUGGGUGGUAUGAUGGAACGGGAGUUAAGCUGUAGAUGGAUUCUUCUUGAAGGGACUGAGGUCGAAGGAAGUUUUGUCAUUAUAGAUUGGUUUCAAGAAGACUUACCGGAUUAAAAGAUGCCGGUGCCCAUAGUCUAUAUAGGGAUCUCGAUGACCAUCAAGUAAGAUAACUUGGUUCGAGUAUACAGGCUUGAAAUCUGUUGUCUUUCUCCUACAGCC
Molecule: messenger RNA, 1460 nt
Organism: Pseudovirgaria hyperparasitica
Lineage: Eukaryota; Fungi; Ascomycota; Dothideomycetes; Acrospermales; Acrospermaceae
Product: alpha/beta-hydrolase
Exons: 1
Coding region: 206-1276 (356 amino acids)
Molecular function (GO): catalytic activity
Source: RefSeq, a predicted model, not a curated record